UUAUUAAACCUCACAAUAAUUUCAUAAUUAUCUGCCUUACGUAUUUCUAAUAGUAUAACCAAAUCAGUAAUUUUUGAAAUAACUGUAAAAACUACUCUGAAAAGUUAUUAUUCCAAAAAUGAAACCUUCAUCUGGUUGUCAAUAUUAAGAUUAUACCAGCAAGAAUGACUCUUUCUGUAAAAAAAUGAUGAUAAUUUAAAUCAAGUCUUACUGCCUAGUGAUUUAAAUCAAAUCCACCCUGGUCAAAAGUAAAUAUAAAAUGACAGCAAAUAAGAGAUGUAUCAACAAAUACACAAGAACUUGCUAUAAAAAGCAAGGAGGGAAUGGUUAGUAAACAGGGGUUUCCUACUUAGGCAUUGAAGUCUUUAGCCACCCAACUAUACUACAACAUCAUCUGAAUAUUCAGUAAUCUGGCCCGGUAUCUAGCAAAUGGAUACUGUACAUUGUUGUAUUUAGCAUUCUUGCAAUCCUAUAAGCAAGGCGGCGGGGGGGAGAGAGAUACAGCCUAACCCAAGCCUAACAAACCAAACAAAAUGUGCGAGGAGGUGCUGAAAUGUGAUGAAUAGAGAAAGAAAGUAAAAACCCAUAAAAUAAGUGAAGGUUAUCUGAAAGAAUAUUACAUUGCAUCUUGAUGUAUCUGUUUGGACAACUGCCUUCGAAACCCGCCUGCAAUUUUUGCUGGGGCGCAUCUUUGCGGACUCUUUCUUUAUUUAUGGAAUGCUGAUCUAACUCUGAUCUUCUGGGGCUGAUGAACACACCACAGUCUAUGGAAAGUACAGCAUCUUUAAGGAGUGCAGUGAGGUAAUAUAAUUGAACUCCAGUUAUAGUUGACAUCUCGUGAAGUCAACGAGGCCUUGGCUCAACACAACAUGCUUCCUCCCUCUCCCCCCCCCAUCCCACUUAGAUGAACCUUAUAAAGAUAAUUUAUGACUUUCUGCGGCUCUGUCAAAAGUAUGCCAGCUGCUAGGCUAACCGGCUAUCUAAAGCAAAGUUCUCAGUGUGUGUUGUGAUGCAUGUUUUGUAAAUUCACAGCAAGUGCAUGGCUUUUUCUCAGGAACGGGGCUUAGCUUUUGCAAUGUUCGCUUAUUGAUUUACUUAACGUCUUUCAAAUGAAUCGCUCCUACGAAUUGUUCCUCCAUCCAUAGCCUUUAAACUUUUUUGAGAUUCACCUUUAAUACCCUGCUAUAACCUGGAAUCUACUUUUGUUUUUUACAUGAACCAGCCCAAAUCCUACUUGAGACUCUUCUUCAGGUGCCUCUUCCAUGAGAGAUCUGGAGGCUGGCAACGCCAUCCGUUGCACUCUGGUAAGCUGCAGCUGCCAGUGCUUUAAACCUGGGAAAAUAAACCAGCGACAAUGUGACCAGUGUCGGCAUGGAUGGGUUGCACAUGCCUUAAGUAAGCUAAGGAUCCCUAACCUAUACCCAACAAGCCAAGUGGAAAUAGUCCAGUCUAAUGUGGUAUUUGAUAUAAGCAGCCUCAUGCUGUAUGGAACUCAAGCAGUUCCCGUCCGUCUCAAAAUUCUCUUAGAUCGGCUUUUCAGUGUCCUGAAGCAAGAAGAAGUCAUUCAUAUCCUCCGUGCUCUGGACUGGACACUUCAAGACUACAUACGUGGAUAUGUCUUGCAGGAUGCUUCAGGAAAGGUCCUGGACCACUGGAGUAUCAUGACCAGUGAAGAAGAACUGGCGACUUUGCAGCAAUUUCUGCGCUUUGGCGAGACAAAGUCCAUUGUGGAGUUAAUGGCGAUUCAGGAGAAAGAAGGGCAGUCCAUUGUCAUCCCCACAGCCGCAGCCAAUAUGGAUAUUAGGGCAUUCAUCGAAAGCUGUAGUCAGAGGAGUGCAAGCAUCUCUGCUUCCUUGGACAAAAUGAAUCCUGUUAACAUCCAUCACUUUGAGAACGUUGUCAACAACAUGGCCUUCAUGUUGCCGUUUCAGUUUUUCAGUCCUGUCCCUCCGCCCCUCAUAGGUUCACCCCCUGAGAGGCUUUUGAUGGAGCAAAGUCAGGACUGCAACAAUGAACUCAAGCAAGAUGUUCCGAUGCAGUUUGCGGAAAACAGCUUCCUGACUUCCGAGUCUUCAUUUCAAGGUGAAAAGGAGGUGGCCUCGACCAGCCCAGAUAUCGCUUUGAAGGACGACACUUGUCCAAGCGAUUUAAGUUCGCCCAACAGCAUCACAAAGCCCGAGAUGAGCCAGCUCUCCCCAGAAAGUAAAACAAAAUCUGUCGACAAAAAUGGCUUCUCCACGAGGAGAGGGCGUGUUUUUUGUACGGCAUGCGAAAAGACAUUUUACGACAAAGGGACUCUGAAGAUCCACUACAACGCUGUCCACCUGAAGAUCAAGCACAAAUGUACCAUUGAAGGCUGCAACAUGGUCUUUAGCUCCCUCCGGAGCCGAAAUCGACACAGUGCCAACCCCAACCCUAGGCUUCACAUGCCAAUGAACAGAAACAACCGGGAUAAAGAUCUGAGAAAUGGGUUGGCCAUCACCGGACUGGAAGAGAACAAACGGACGGACUUUAACAUUUUGCCUCCCGACAGUAGAUCCCUUUCCAGCUACGGAAGCGCUUGCAGCGAUUCAAAGACACAGCCAGGUUUUCACAGUGCUGGCCAAAAUGGCAUUCUCUUUCCAAACUUGAGGACCGUGCAACCAGUUCUCCCAUUCUAUCGCAGUCCGGUCACACCGGCUGAACUCGCAAAUACUCCCGGCACCCUUCCUUCCCUGCCUCUGGUUUCCUCGUCGAUCCCUGAGCCUCUAGUUUCUAACGAAUCGCCCUUCGACGCGCUGCCCAAGAAAAAAUCCCGCAAGUCUAGCAUGCCCAUCAAGAUAGAGACAGAAGCCAUUGGUGCCCCUAGCGCAACUCACGAAGUUGCCAGCUCAGAAGACGACAUGCCUCCACGGCCGGUAAGUGACGGGCAUGUUGAGAUGGGCAGUUGUAGGAUAGAAAAAAACCCAAACCACCCAAUGGAAAAGAACUCCCAUUCAGGUACAUCACAGAAAUCCAUUUCUGAAGAUGGAGGGCCAACCUAUUUUAAAUCUAUUGAGCCAAAUAACACGUGCGCCAAAGUGGACGAUUUGCAUCGCCCUGAGAAAACAGCUAAGCCCGAACAAGGCAAAUUGUUAAAGAUAGUUUCUUGUGAAAACGCCUGCAAAGAUCCAAACCAGCACCGUGAUGUGACAGAACCCCAUGACUAUCUUAAAGAGCAACUGAAUUACAGGAUCCCAAUGAACGACUGCACUGAAUUGCAACACCACUUGCUGAGUAGGGGGGCAUUCGGCACACUGUCUGGUAGGAGUGUAGCCGUUCCUGAUUUCGAAGCUUUUAAAGAUAUAGAUCGUGUCAGUCAACAUGCACCGCUAGGGCUUCAGAGGGAAGACAGCCGUUUCCAUUGUGACAUCUGUAAGAAGACCUUUAAAAAUCCCUACAGUGUGAAAAUGCAUUUUAAAAAUGUACACCUAAAAGAAAUGCAUAUUUGCACCGUGGAGGGCUGUAAUGCUGCCUUUCCUUCUCGUAGAAGUCGAGACAGACAUAGCUCCAACCUAAACCUUCACCACAAGCUUUUGACCAAAGAUCCCUUGGAAAUCAAGAACCACCAUUUCAACGCAACGUACCUCUUGAAGGAUAUGGCAAAAGAGAUUUGUCCGGACGACUCUUUGAUAGGACACGUUGGGCAGCAAACUUCGGUCAUCUUCAAAGGGAUGAACAGGACUGGCAGCCUGGUUUUCCCAAUGAGCAAGAUUGGAGAGGCCUGCCCCGAGAGCUACCAGUAUGACCUGGUAAACGAUGGGGCUGUUCUGGAUUUAAGCACAACGUCCAGCAUCAAGUCGGAGGGCAGCGCUCAUUCCUCUUGGGAUUCUGACGGAGACAAUGAAGAAGGCCAUGGGGUUUUGGAGGACAGUGACGAAAGCUGUGAAAGUCCACCUUUGAUCCCAAAUGAAGACCUCUACCAAGACUGUUCUCUGAUGGAAAAGCCUAACCAGAGUUUCUCAAACAUACCUUCCAGUUUGCCAAUAACCUGCCACAUAUGCCAAAAAAGCUACAGUAAUAAAGGAACUUUCAGGGCCCAUUACAAAACAGUCCAUCUCCGCCAGCUCCACCAAUGCAAAGUCCCGGGUUGCAAUACAAUGUUUUCUUCUGUGCGCAGCAGAAACCGGCACAGUCAAAACCCCAAUUUACACAAGAGCUUGAUCAGGUCAACAGGUAGCCCCCAGUAACGUCUCACUGUUGGGCAGCAGCCUUCUGUUCGGUUAAGAGUCGUCAUUUCAACUUUAAACAGAAAAGUGUAAGAGUGAGGUUUCCCUUUGUUUUGUUUUCUUCCGGGGUGCUUUCUUCCACAAUGCACGCUGAAAACACAGGGCCAUGUUCUGCUUCCGUUUACACAGUAUGUGUUUUCACCAAGCAAAAUAGGGCACACCAACAACACUAGCCUGAGUUUUUCACUUAGAUGUAGAUACACACUUACGAAAAAAAGAGGAUCAGGAGACAUAAUAAAGGUACUCUGGAUGGUUUGCAAUAUGAGACACAGUGAAGACACUAUUCCAAUGUUUCGAUUACAUGAUCAAUGUGGAGCGAUGGGUGGGAACUGCUGGGUGAGCCCAUUGGUUGAACGGGAGGGUUUUGAACGCUGCCGUUUCUAUCCUGAGAUCAAGGAUCGGGAGGGAACCUGUGGCCCUCCAGAUGCUGUUGAACUCCAAUUCCCAUAAUUCCCGGAGGCUCAUGGGAGUUUGGAGUGCAACAACAUCUGGAGGGCAUAGAGGUUCCCCACUUAGCCCAUUCCAUAAUGUCGUGAUGUGGCUUUUUCCUCACCUCUGUCUGACAUCAUAGUGCGAAGGCUGGGCUACACAUUACAAAAGUAAAUACAAAGCUGUCAUUGAAAAUGGGAGCACCAUGCCCAGUUUUCCCUUUCUCUCCCCAAUGAGUAAUAAAAGCAUUUAUCCCAGGGGCGAGGAACCUUUGACGCUCAAGAUGUUGUUAGACUGCAACUUGCACCCUACCUGGC
Zootoca vivipara (common lizard) is the source of this 4993-nucleotide messenger RNA. RefSeq names its product basonuclin zinc finger protein 1 (gene BNC1). Gene Ontology annotation, cellular component: nucleus. Lineage: Eukaryota; Metazoa; Chordata; Lepidosauria; Squamata; Lacertidae. The record is from RefSeq and is a predicted model, not a curated record. Gene Ontology annotation, biological process: regulation of transcription by RNA polymerase I.